Dimorphilus gyrociliatus is the source of this 1845-nucleotide messenger RNA. The record is from the annotation of a GenBank genome assembly. Lineage: Eukaryota; Metazoa; Annelida; Polychaeta; Dinophilidae.
AGUAAGUCUGAAAGAAUGAGUCAGGUAACUUUCGACCAAGUUGUUAACGUCCUCUCACAACCACCGAAGGGUAGACUGCCAAAAGAAUUGGAAAAAUUCAGCGCCUGGUUCCAAAAACGUUCGAAAUUAUUUGAAAAAUUAAAAUUGGAUAGUUUAAUUGACCUACUGAAGCAUUGUCAUUAUAAAGAAUAUCCAAAAAAUGGACUAAUUAUUGGCCAACAAGAGAAGGGAGAUUCGUUCUACAUUAUACUGAGAGGGAGCGUUUCGGUUGUAAUUAAAGAUUUAGGAGACGAUUCAGCUUUAAUCGAUUUCUCAACCGCUAUUAAUCCCGGACCAACUUGUAACAUUGUUAUUGAUAGAUCGAAAAUCGGUAAUACGGUAACAACAUUCAAGGAAGGACAAAGUUUUGGAGAAUUAGCCUUAAUAAAUGAUGACUGUGUAAGAACGGCGUCUAUUGUAGCUGAUACAAUAACUUCAGUUAUAGUCAUACACAAAGACUUAUAUAAUCGCUCUGUGGGGAAAAUAAUCAGUCAAGAAUACCAAGAAAAAUUAUCUUUUGUUGAAAAUCAUGAACUAUUUAGAAAUUGGCCAACAAAAUGGAAAAAACAUCUUGCUGCUUCAGUAAAUAGAAUACAGAAGCGUUCAAGAAUACCUUAUGCUUUGAGAAGAAGACGUUCGAGAAAGAAUGUUUUACAAAAUGACCACAAGAGGGAAAAGUCUACUGCUAAUGUUUCAGUUCAAACUGAUUUAAACACUGUAAUUUCUACUCGUAGUGUGUCAGCGAAUAGUUCACCACUGCCAAAUUGUUUUACUACCGAAAUAAUAGACAUAAAAAGGGAGGAGGAAAAUUUAAUACCACAGAUUUCAUUGAACGUGUCAACAGAUGUCACUAGCUCUGAUGUUCUAUCGAACAGCACAAAUGUCAUCGGAUACAAUGAAGUUAUAGUUAGGCAGGGAGACGCUGUAAAUGAAAUUUUCUUUAUAACAAAUGGGGAAGCAGUUGUACAAAUGGACCCAGAAGCUCAUAAGAAGCAAUUUGGAGAGUUCAUACGUAAAUGCCAACCCCUUAUGUUAAAUGACAGUAAAGACAGGGAGGAAAGAGACGCUUUGGUGAAAUUAACUAGAAUGUCUCCUUCUUUGUGGAAAUGUACAAGAGUUCAAAAGACAAUAAAUCGUCAUAAUAGCCACAUGAUGCUUCCGCAACAGGAAGCUGUACUCUUAAAGGCUAGUGGUAGUAGAGUUAAUGUAUGCUAUGUUGGCGUUGGACAAUCAAUUGGUGGAGAAGAAAUGGCUUUGGAUUUGCCUUUUCAUCAUUCAACUGUUAUUGCAAUGCAACCAUUAACUUUAUUAACUCUAGAAAGAGGUCAUUAUGAUAGACUUUUAGUGCGGAGGAAUCCAGGCACACUUAAACAUCUUCAAUGCAUACUUUCACUUCAGAUACGCCGACGUUAUUCUCGGCCUGCCCUCGAUCAUCAUGUGCCCCUAUUAAGAUAUCUUGGUUAUAAACUACAGGAAGCGGCUGGUGAAAGAAACUCUCGGAUUGACAGUCGUCUUUGUUCUCUUUCCCCCCGAUUGCAGGGCGCCACCUCGCGCCUCAAGACUUCAAUGAAAUUAAGUCAGCCAAUGUUGCGAGACUUUAGCAAACAAAGUGGCCCAAUGCCUGGGAAGAAUGUUCUUUCUAAAGUUAUUGCAGUCGAUCGAGGUGUUACUUUCAAGGACAAAGCCGAAAACGAUUAUUUAAGAGAUCUUAGACGACGAGUCUUAAAAAACAUACCAGAUUUAAGAGCCGAUCAUCCCAUGCCAAGUUUAAGAGCUCACACAAUCUCCCAUUGGGCUUCGACCUAA